AUGUAUGAUGACGCAGGCCUGAUGUCCACCCGCCCUCUGCUCCCUUCUUCCCCCAACCUAACCACAGGGCAGUGCAUGGCAGUGGAUGUGGGUCGCGUUCGCCUGUCCUUCCAUCCCAUCACCCUCUGCUCAGCCUUCCUUCUCCGCUGCAACCGCCUGGCCCUUCCCUCCCUCAACCUAGCUGCAGGGCAGCGCGUGGCUGUGGUCGUUGGGCAGCGCAGGGCAGUGGAUGUGGGGCACCUGGAGCUACCUGCUUGUUGCUCCCUUCUCAUCCCUCCUCCUCACCAACCCGCCUGGGUCCCUUGCUUCGACCCAACCCCAGGGCAGCGCAGGGCAGUGGAUGUGGGGCACCUGCACUGCACCUGCCUGCCACCCUUCUUUUUUAUUCGUGAUCCUCACUACACCACACCACUCUCCACCCCUCUGUUCUCCCUUUACCGAACCACAGGGCAGCGCGUGACAGUGGAUGUGGGGCACCUGCACUGCACCUGCCUGCCACCCUUCUUUUUUAUUCGUGAUCCUCACUACACCACACCACUCUCCACCCCUCUGUUCUCCCUUUACCGAACCACAGGGCAGCGCGUGACAGUGGAUGUGGGGCACCUGCACUGCACCUGCCUGCCUGCCCUGCCACCCUUCUGUUUUAUUCAUGAUCCUCACUACACCACACCACUCUCCACCCCUCUAUUCUCCCUUUACCUAACCACAGGGCAGCGCGUGACAGUGGACGUGGGGCACCUGCCUGCCUGCCACCUCUCUUUUUCAUUCGUGAUCCUCACUACACCACACCACUCUCCACCCCUCUGUUCUCCCUUUACCGAACCACAGGGCAGCGCGGCAGCGCGUGACAGUGGACGUGGGGCACCUGCCUGCCUGCCACCUCUCUUUUUCAUUCGUGAUCCUCCUCAUCACACCACACCGCUCUCCACCCCUCUCUUAUCCCGCUACCUAACCACAGGGCAGCGUGUGGCAGUGGAUGUGGGGCACCUGCAGCUGCCUGCCUGUCAUCCCCCUUUUCAUUGGUGCCCCCCACUCACCACACCACUCUCCACCCCUCUGCUCCCCGCCGUCUCCCUCCCUUCAACCACAGGGCAGCGCGUGGCAGUGGAUGUGGGGCACCUCCACCUGCCUGCCUGUGCCAUGGACCGCUGCUUCAUCAAUGUGGCUAGCGUGCACCUGAGUGCGCGCGUGGGGCGGGCAGCGGUCUCUCUGAAGGCUCUGGGGCCCCUCUGCUACGCCAUGGCAGCUUUCAAAGCCUUUCCGAAGCACCGGAACGUAGACCUGAGCAUCAGGAGGAACAAUGGCCCCUGGGAAACCCUGCCAGCAGUCACCACGAUCGCGCUGGGCAAUGCUAACUACUACGGGGGAGGGAUGAAAAUCUGCCCACACGCCAAUCCCAGCUCGGGAUCCCUGGAUGUGGUAACCAUAUGCGGUUACACCGUGCUGGGGUUCAUCCUGCGGGGACUGCACCUGUUUUCCGGCACCCACUUGCGCUUCAAAGGCGUAGAUAAUUACAGUGCCGAGGUGAUUGAAAUGAAGGUGGCGGCAGCGGAGGGUGACAAUAAGGAGGCCAGCGGGGAGGUGUAUGUGGAGGGGGAUGGGGAGGCACUGGGGCACCUGCCUGCAGUGUUCAGAGUGCUCCCAGGAGCCAUCGACCUUCUUGUUUAG
Molecule: messenger RNA, 1668 nt
Organism: Closterium sp. Yama58-4
Lineage: Eukaryota; Viridiplantae; Streptophyta; Zygnematophyceae; Desmidiales; Closteriaceae
Source: the annotation of a GenBank genome assembly